CGAUUUUGAGCCGAAAAGCGCCGUAAUCCCUCGCACCGCUGCCUCGCUCCAACGCAAACCACGCAAGGAAGAAGCCCCGUACGCGUCGCGGCUGCCCAAGCAUGGCUUCCCACCUCGACGGCCUCGAGAGCCGCUUCGAGCAAUCGAUAGCCGACAUCAUGGGCCAAAUGCACAAAGCCUUGAAGCCGCUGACGCAUCGAUCAUCGGUGAGUAGAGUGUCGCCGGCGGCGCGAGCUUUGUUCAUUGUCGGCCAGCCGAUCGACGUCACGCGCUCACCAAUGGACUUCCCUCAAGCUUUGACAAGGCUGAAGGACCGCAAGGCCUCUUGUAAGGAUGCCGAUAGUGUGUUAUUGCCGUUAGAUGUCCCGCCAAAGGGCCUGGACGCCCUCGUUAAUGGCCUCGCGCAGACCACCAAUUGCGACGGCCUCAUCGUCACAAGGCCUCAUAAAGAAUCAAUACUAAGAUCGUGCACGCAUCUAACGGCGGCGGCCCGAGCGGUAGGAUGCUGCAACGUCGUCCGCUUCCACAAGGGUGCGAUGAUUGGCACGAACAUGGACGGUGAUGGUUUUGUGGGCGGCUUGAUCCAACAGCGCGGCGCCAACGCCGUGCGCAAUCAAAGGUGCUUGUUGGUGGGGGCGGGCGGCGCCGCGCGCGCGGUUGCUUACGGACUCGUGCAGAACGGGGCGCGGUCGGUUUGUGUAGUGAACCGCACGAAGGCACGAGCUCAAGCGUUGGCGGCUCGUAUCCCCGGCGUCCGGGCGCUCGAUGCACUACCUUCUUCGCUGAACGACGUGGAUUUGCUGAUACAGUGCACGUCCCUAGGGCACAACGCGUCGGACCCGGACCCCGUGCCGCGCGACUUGCUGAGGCCUCCUUUGGUUUGUUGCGAGGUCGUCCACACGCCCGAGGAGACGGCCUUUUUAAGAGCGGCGCGGGAACGCGGUUGUGAUACACACGCGGGGACGCACAUGCUGAGCGCGCAGCUCGACGCGAUCUGCGAGUUCCUCGUGGCGCGGCCCGAGGACUGGCCCGACGCCUGGGCCUUUUCCUCUACCUCCCGUGUGGCGGAGGUGUCCUAACUUGGUUUUUGUCGU
This is a messenger RNA of Pelagomonas calceolata, 1094 nucleotides long. The record is from the annotation of a GenBank genome assembly. NCBI's taxonomy places the organism in Eukaryota, Pelagophyceae, Pelagomonadales, Pelagomonadaceae.